This is a messenger RNA of Ciona intestinalis (vase tunicate), 1447 nucleotides long. The record is from RefSeq and is a predicted model, not a curated record. NCBI's taxonomy places the organism in Eukaryota, Metazoa, Chordata, Ascidiacea, Phlebobranchia, Cionidae.
UCCAAUUAAAAGAAGUUGUACCAUCAUGCAGGACUGCUUCCUACUGAAAACAGAAACCAAUUUCUUGUCGUAGGAUUCGAACAGUGAUGUUGUUAAAAAUGCCUCGUGUUGUUUCCGACCAGAGAGCCACAUACGACUCAAACGAACUAUUUCGACGCCUGAGCCGAGACACAGAGAUAAAGUACACCGGCUACAGAGACAGAGGGACAGAGGAACGCCAACUUCGUUUUCAAAACAGUUGCCGAGCAGGAAGAGCUGAAAUUGCAUUUGUGGGUUCUGGUACAAACUUCACCCUGCAGUUUUACCCAUGGAGCGUAGAAGGUGGGCAGGGGAUCACCCCACCCAAGGACUACGUCAACUUUGACAGAGAACCUGGAAAAGUGCAUUUAAAGGCGCCAUUUAUUUUGAAUGGUGUGUGUGUGUGUUGGAAGGGGUGGAUGGAUCUUCAUAGGUUGGAAGGCAUGGGAAGCAUAGUGUAUGAUGAGGAAAGAGCUCAGCUAGAGGCAACACGUCAGGGUGGGAGUAUGCAACAACACAUGCACAAAACUUCCAAUCCAAAAACACAGAAUCAUAAGCACCCUGCCACUGGAGGCAGUAGUGGUCAAAUAGACAAACGCCCAAGGCUUCAUUAGAAACAGAUUGCUGCUGAAUCUUGAAAAGAAUCCAGUGUACUUAACCCAGCUUUUACCUUUCAAUCGUAUUGUCACAAGGCAAAGUCUUGCUCUACAGUGUGUCUUGCUUUUUACUUUUUUUUCUUCCGGUAAAGUUCAUUUUCUCUCACUUUGUUAAACAAGUCACCGGGCACCGGCGUUCCCUUUCAGAGAUUUUAACUGUUAAUGUUUUUAGUUCAAAACACGUCGAAUCUAAUUCGAGACUGUGAAGCAGUUAAACUGCGCCCUAAGUUGCUAUAAGUGAUCAAAGGCCACUGGGUAGUUGUUGUACAGACGCACACUGCUUGUCUGUCGCCGAAAAUGUUGCCAAAUAACCAACGACAAUCGUUCUGUCUUCUACCGCCCCUCCCAGCAACGGCGCAACAUAAGCAGUACUGCGAUGGUGUAUAUCGUUCAUUCUGCUUGCUUCAUCGCUGUAUCACACAAAACAUAUUUGCUUCGCCCGGUUUCCGAAACAGCGGUACCCAUAUUCACCCACAUUUGCGCUUUUCUAAACCCCCCAACACAACUAGCUUAAAAACCCAACAGCCGUCGUCCCACCACCCGAAUUCAUUUGUUUCCUAGUCGUCCGUUCGCUCUGCACAGCAGAAGUGUCAUUUCAUGGCGUCGUCUACUUUUCUAUCCCUUCUAGUUAAUUUUCUGCGAUACCAUGGAUUUCGUUGCAGCCACCUGGCAACCCGCAGUAUUCCAAACUAACAGAAUGAUUCCGGUAACUAACAUUAUGCUUUUCACGCAAAGUGCUCUAUUAAAAAAUAAAUAACUACUGAUAAGUGUUA